AUGUCAGAUACACUGGAACCAAAAUAUGAAUGUUCGAUAUGUGCGAAAAGAUACAAGCGACGCGAACACCUCUUCCGCCACAUCAGUUCCCACACCUCACAGCGACCACAUCAAUGCACGUCCUGUGAUGGAUCAUUCCAGCGAGCAGAUGUGCUUAAACGUCACAUGCGAACCUGCGAUGGGGGAAAUUCAAGACCAUCAAACAGACGACGGGCCUGUGAUCGCUGCGUGCGUCAGAAAAAGGCCUGUAGCGCACAUCAACCAUGUCACAGUUGUGCGAAAAAGGGGGCCCAGUGCUGGUAUCCCACGGAUACUGGGUCGUCAUCGCGAUCUCAAGCAAGUGUCGAGGAGGAAACGCCGAGAACAGAGAUCGAGUCGUCGAUGUUGGGUCUCGCCUCUCCCGCGAAUCCGAUGAUGCCAUGGGGAUUCACGGCCAACGAGCUACAGAAUUUCGGAAUGAGUCCACCAGGAACAAUAUUCAGCUCAGGAUCUACAAAUUUCAAUGACUGGCCAGGAUCUCCUGGAUUAGCAUCUGAGAGACUAUCGAUUUUCGAACCCUCCAUAUCAACCGAAGACUCACGACAAUCACUGCGCUUCCUAGGCAAAUUCACCAGCAACACCGGCCUAGUAUCGAGCUUUGAUUGCGGAACACAUGCGCAGCGAGAACAACUAUCCGCGGAACUAGACCGACACAUCGCAUUCCAACUCCAGCAGAGAAUCAUGUCAUUACCAGCCCUCGGCAUGAACGUUCCAUCCCCAACAAUUUUAGAAGCAAUCAGCGAUACAAAUUCCGACGAAUUCCCACUCGACUGGUUCAAUGAUCCGCUAUCUUUGAAAACGCACGAAAUCCUCCUCCUCAUCGAAGAAGUCGUGACUAUCAAACCGCGGAAUAGUUCCGUCACUCUAGAUUGGUCCCCCGGGCUGAAAUGCGCAUGUCUACAAUUCUUCUCGCCCUCAAAUCUGAGAAGGUUCCUGGGCUUCUAUUGGGCGAUUUGGCAUCCCAAUGUCAAUUUCGUGCAUAGGCCGACUUUUGAUCCACUGGCGGCGAAGCCGACGGUCCUCGCUGCUAUGGCUUUGAUUGGGGCGUGCGUAUCGCCUGAUAUGCCUGAGAAUGAAGAUGCGAAAACUUGGUUCAAUUGUGUCGAGGAGAUGGUCUUCAUAGAUGAUGAUUUCAACAGCGAUAUGACGUAUCCGCCUUGUGGGAGUAUGGCUAGUCAGAGGCGCAAGAUCCAAGCGUUGCAGGCUGCUUAUAUCGUCUGUCUUUAUCAGAAUUGGGAGGGCACUGACGCGAGCAAGAGUCGUAUCAGGCGGGAUAUUGGAAUCACGUCAGCCAGACAUUUGAAUUACAGCGAGCAAGGCCGGCACGAUUUCGAAUGGAAGGAAUACGCAGCCAGAGAGGAGUUAAUACGUGUUUUCACAUGGAUAUAUCUACUAGACUCGGCAUUUGUGAUUUUCAACAAUCUACCCCCGAGAAUGCUCGUCAAAGAGAUGAGAUUGCACAUGACAACACCAGAAGCGUGUUUCCAAGCCCGAACAGCAGAUCAAUGUCACGAGCAGAUCCAACUAUUCCUCCCAAACACAAGCCUCUAUUGGUCGAUAUCAUUCCGAGGUGCAUUCGAAUCGCUAUGCAAAGAUGAUCCUUCAACCGAUAUCCACCACCUCCUCGCCACAUUGUGUCCUCUGAACCUGUUCGCAUUGACAUCCGGUACGUUUCCUUGCAACACCAUCUCGGCAUAUCUAACAUCCCCAGCCAUCCACUCGCAGAUCUUCCAGCUUCGCAGCGUAGUAGGCAGCUCCCAGCUCCUCACCCCGAUCCGCAACGCUCUGACCAAUUGGCGCGAUAUCUGGCAAUCCUUCUCCUCAAACUUUCCCCAGGGAAUACCGCCGCACAUGACAAUCGAAGAUCCUCACAUCCAACCCGCAGACUUAUGGACCAGGAUGGGAUUCUGUCGCUACGCCCCAGAGUACUGGCUCCUAGCCCAGCUGAUGGCGGAUCGGCUCGCGGUGCUAGGGACAUCACAGCAGGUAAAUGAAUUGGAACCACUGGAAGAGGGACCACUGGAUCCGAUCUUGAAAAAAUACGACCAAACCAGUAUGCGACAGGUGAACGAUUUGAUCAUGGGGUUCCAGACAUUUCAGAUCUGA
Penicillium olsonii is the source of this 2145-nucleotide messenger RNA. NCBI's taxonomy places the organism in Eukaryota, Fungi, Ascomycota, Eurotiomycetes, Eurotiales, Aspergillaceae. The record is from the annotation of a GenBank genome assembly.